Xyrauchen texanus (razorback sucker) is the source of this 1056-nucleotide messenger RNA. RefSeq names its product CDC42 small effector protein 2-like. Gene Ontology annotation, cellular component: plasma membrane. Gene Ontology annotation, molecular function: small GTPase binding. Gene Ontology annotation, biological process: regulation of Rho protein signal transduction. The transcript is spliced from 5 exons. Lineage: Eukaryota; Metazoa; Chordata; Actinopteri; Cypriniformes; Catostomidae. Bases 272 to 502 code for a protein of 76 amino acids. The record is from RefSeq and is a predicted model, not a curated record.
ACAUCGCAUCUUCCCUUUUAUUGUAAACUGUAAGGCAACAGAAGCUUUUUUUCUUAUAAACCUAACCUGUUAUGAUCAAAUAGUGUUUGUUUCAGCUCAAGGAGGAGCCUGUGACCCUCAUCAGCAACAGUGGACGCAUGACCAGUGCGCGUUCAGUCGCUGAAAUCAGUUUCCGGAAGACGCGUGUGGCCAUUGUGCAGGAAGAGACAAGUGAAAGACAUACAGGAAGAGAGAAAAGAGAGUGAGACGCAGGAAGUGCUGCAGGAGGAACAUGACCGAGUUCUGGGUUUGUUUCAGCUGCUGUGUCGCCGAGCAGCCGCAACCUAAGCGGAGGCGGAGAAUAGAUCGCACUAUGAUUGGAGAACCAACAAACUUUGUUCACAUGACUCACGUGGGUUCUGGAGAUAUGGGUUCGGGGCUGGGUUCUGUGGACUCCGUUCAAACACAGAUGAAAUCUAAAGGUGGCUAUGGGAAUGGCACACCAGAGAGCGUUCAAGGAUAAACAGCUCAUGCACACCCAUCGGGACCACAAACAAAUGCAGAUCACAUACACUGGAGCAAAGUGCUCGCAACACUGCCAUCUGGACUGCUGUAGAUAUUUUUGUAAUAAAAGCAUCGCUAUUCUUUUACUGUUUGUUAAUUGUUCUGUACAAAAAGACAUCUAAUGGUAGAGAUUGAUCCAAAUGUCAAUACUUGUUUGUUAAUGAGAAGGAUCAAUUGUGAUCAGACUUUUUCAAUGGAUCUGUAUUUAUUUCAUGGUUUAAUGGUGGCUGGGCCACAUGACAUCACAUUUAUGCAAAAACUCUGCAAAUGCUUCUGAGCUGUUAUUAAAUCUGUAAUAACUGCUGUUUCUUAUAUUUUGUACCUUUCAAAUAUUCCCUGGUUCAUGGAAUAUUCUUUGUUUUAUGUUUUAAAUGUGCUAUUUUGCAGGAAACUUGAAAUGUGCAUCUCACUGUAACAUUUGUGCAAUGCUCGUAUCGGGUGCAUUGCCAGGAAAGUAUUUUUGUACAAAUUGUGUUCAUUCUGAUGCCUGAAUAAAAGAACAGCCUUAUAAGA